AUGGUAUACGGUUUGGCACCCGCAAUGCCCCGUGCAUUCCUGAUCCCCAUCAUAAUAUUCAACGUAUUUGGGGCAAUCCCAAUUGUGUAUCUUGAAAUGAUCAUGGGACAAUACUCCCAAUCUGGGGCAAUACCGGUGUGGAACGUGUGCCCGCUGCUUAAAGGAGUAGGCUAUGGCACAGUGAUAUCUACGUUCUUGUUUUCCAUCUACUAUGGUGUCGUUAUCUGCUGGAUGCUGUUCUACUUCAUCCAUUCCUUCUUUCCAACACUGCCUUGGACCACGUGCAACAACGAAUGGAACGUUCAGGAAGCGGAAGUUUGCAUUCCUCGCACAGGCGCAGCGCCAAGCGGAACAACAUCCGGAAAGGAUACACUUUUGGACAAUGUAACGACAAUGUUCACUACAUCGUCAUCAACGGCGAUGUCUGUGGUUUCGAACGUUACUGAAUUAAAGAAAAGUACGUCUGCAGAGCAAUUUCUAAGAUACAAGGCUUUGGAUAUGACGGAUGGUUUAGAUGAAUUAGGCUCCAUCAAUUGGCCGCUUCUAGGAUGUCUUGCUGCCAUAGAAGUUUUAUGCUUCCUUUGUAUAUUUAAAGGAGUCAAACUAACCGGUAAGGUAGUAUACUUUACUGUCCUUGGACCAUUCGUUUUACUUGCCAUCUUUCUUGUAAGAGGGGCCAUUUUACCGGGAGCAGAAAUUGGUAUCAAAUAUUAUCUUACUCCUGACCUUAGCAAACUGACAGAAACCAAAAUAUGGGCUGAAGCUUGUAUGCAAGUUUUUGUUUCGGUCGGACCUGGCUUUGGCGGAAUGAUCACCUUCGCCAGUUACAACAAGUUUACCAACAACUGUAUGAGGGAUGCGAUUUUAGUUUGUUUAAUGGAUUUGCUGGCCGGUUUUUCCGGAGGCUUCGUUAUCUUCUCGGUACUCGGACACGUGUCACAUGAAACUGGAAUUGACAUCAAAAGCUUUAAUCAGUCAGGGUACGGUUUAGGUUUUAUCGCUUAUCCUGAGGCGGCCAACUAUUUACCUCCACCUCAACUCUGGUGUGCCUUAUUCUUCUUUAUGUCAAUAUUCCUGGGAAUAGACUCUCAAUUUCCAAACUACGAGAUUGUCGUGACAGCAAUUAAAGACGAGUUUAGCAAACGUUUACAUGGAAAGACAACUCAGCUUACACUUAUAGUAAUUGUGUUAGCGUUCCUGCUCGCAAUUCCUCAAGUCACAGGGGGUGGUUACUAUCUACUCACACUGUUGGACUGGUAUGCGGCGACAUUUUCUGUGACAAUAUUUGCUCUAAUUGAGUUGUUAGUGAUGGCAUAUGUCUACGGUAUCAAAAGAGUUGAUGCAAAUAUGCGGGAGAUGACAGGAAAGGGGGUACCGUUGUUAUUCAAAAUUGCCUGGUGUGUUACAACUCCUUUACUUCUUGCGGUCACCCUCGGUUUCACCGUAUACACCUAUGAACCACCUUCAUACGGCAGUUACGAGUACGAGCAAUGGCAUAUCGGAUUAGGAUGGUGUAUCGCUGCCUUUUCCCUCGCCCCUAUACCAAUAUACGUCAUCUAUAGACUAUACAAAACACCAGGGACAUUAUUUGAGAGGCUGAAAAUAAACUUACGCCCAAAUGAGCUAUGGGGCCCACCAGAAGAAAUAAGAAAUCCGGAAAUCAUCCCACAAGAAAAACUUUGGGGACCAGCAUUUACCGGAAAUGACGACAUCAAAACCGAUACUUCAAAAUCUCCCGACAAAAUUGACGGACUUGACAAUCCGUCAUUUCAAACAAAACUAUAAUUGAAUUAUUGAAAUUCACGCAUGUUUAUUGUACUCUCUAACAAUGUACUUUUCGUGUGACAUUGGUACUGGUGUAAUACAAAAUGGUACUGGUGUAAAACAAAAUGGUACUGGUGUAAAAAUAUUGUUUUCGUUUUGUACAUGUGUGGAGAACAAGAUGCAAAAUAUGUAUUACAAAAUGUAUAUGACAACUCCGGAAAUACUAUUGUCACGAUAUAGACACGUGACGUCACUUUCUAAAUAACUCAACACAAAGGUGAAAGUCGUAAUAAAGUUAACAAAUUUAAACCAAGAAUUGAGUUCAACAUGUAAUGGUCGAAGAUAAACAAGAAUUAUAACUUAUACAUUAAAUCAUUUUCAAAUGUUCUACGCAGGUUACCAUUGUUAACUCUAACCUCACACAAGAAAUGUCAUAUAACCAAUUGUAAAUAUUUACUAGCGGCUUUGCAUCAGAAAUAUUGCUUAUAAUCUGUAUUAAUAAUUCUUCAAAUGUUGCCUUAAACCUUGAAUUAAAUUUGCUUAAAUAUUGCACAAUGACAUCUUAGUUGUCAACUUUUCUAACU
Molecule: messenger RNA, 2348 nt
Organism: Ruditapes philippinarum (Manila clam)
Lineage: Eukaryota; Metazoa; Mollusca; Bivalvia; Venerida; Veneridae
Product: sodium- and chloride-dependent glycine transporter 1-like
Exons: 13
Coding region: 1-1785 (594 amino acids)
Biological process (GO): sodium ion transmembrane transport
Cellular component (GO): membrane
Source: RefSeq, a predicted model, not a curated record